Molecule: messenger RNA, 3507 nt
Organism: Electrophorus electricus (electric eel)
Lineage: Eukaryota; Metazoa; Chordata; Actinopteri; Gymnotiformes; Gymnotidae
Gene: rps6ka2
Product: ribosomal protein S6 kinase, polypeptide 2
Biological process (GO): protein phosphorylation; intracellular signal transduction
Molecular function (GO): magnesium ion binding; ATP binding; protein serine/threonine kinase activity
Source: RefSeq, a predicted model, not a curated record
GUUCACGUUAGUAAAGCGAGUCGCACUGACUUCACACCGUGACAGUGAAAGUGGUGCUGAGAACAGCGCCUGUCAUAUUGCCAUGCCGUAAUACAACUCAGUACAGCGCCUGCGUGAAUAGGACAGGUCAGUGCAGACUGCGUUUUUGGAUCUGCGUGCGUUACUUUGUGGUCGGCCAUCCUGCUUAAAACUCUGUAUUAUGGAUUAGGGAAUGGGUGGCUGAGAAGCCACUGUAAAUCCCUGCUGGAGUCCGCUGAUCUGGGUUUAAUCACAGGACAAAGAUAAAUUGCACUGAGAGGAUAACAGACCGAAUUGGGACAAUGGAUACGAACAUGCGGAAAUUCACAGUUCGAAGAUGGUUUUCCGUGUACCUGCGUAAGAAGUCUCGGUCGAAAAGCUCGAGUCUAUGCAAACUAGACGAUGACAGCAUUCUAAAAGAAAUUGAUAUAAGCAACCAUGUGAAAGAAGGCUUUGAGAAGGCAGACCCUUCCCAGUUCGAGCUUCUUAAAGUUCUGGGACAGGGUUCCUAUGGAAAGGUAUUUUUGGUGAGAAAAACCAAAGGAACAGACACAGAGCAACUCUAUGCCAUGAAGGUGUUGAGAAAGGCAACUCUAAAAGUGCGGGACAGGGUGCGGUCCAAAAUGGAGAGAGACAUCCUCGCUGAGGUCAACCAUCCUUUCAUAGUCAAGCUUCACUAUGCUUUUCAGACAGAGGGGAAGCUCUAUCUCAUCCUGGACUUCCUUCGAGGAGGCGAUCUCUUCACCCGUCUCUCCAAAGAGGUCAUGUUCACUGAGGAGGAUGUGAAGUUCUACCUGGCUGAGCUGGCUUUAGCUCUGGACCACCUUCACAGCCUGGGUAUCAUCUACCGAGACCUCAAGCCAGAAAACAUUCUUCUUGAUGAGGAAGGUCAUAUAAAGAUCACUGAUUUUGGCCUGAGUAAAGAGGCGAUAGAUCAUGACAAGCGAGCAUACUCAUUCUGUGGGACCAUCGAGUAUAUGGCCCCUGAGGUGGUAAAUAGGAGAGGGCACACACAAAGUGCUGACUGGUGGUCCUUCGGAGUAUUGAUGUUUGAAAUGCUGACUGGAUCACUGCCAUUUCAAGGCAAAGACCGCAAGGAGACCAUGGCACUUAUUCUGAAGGCAAAGCUCGGCAUGCCACAGUUCCUAAGCUCGGAGGUACAAAGCUUACUGAGAGCCCUCUUUAAAAGGAACCCUGCCAACAGAUUAGGAGCCGGACCCGAAGGGGUGGAGGAAAUCAAAAGUCAUCCUUUCUUCACAACCAUCGACUGGAAAAAAUUGUAUAGAAAAGAGAUCAAACCUCCAUUCAAGCCAGCAGUGGGCAGACCUGAGGACACCUUCCAUUUUGACCCUGAAUUCACCUGCCGCACUCCAACAGUGUGUGUGUGCGUGCGCAUGUGCAUGUGUCUGCCCUCAGAUUCACCUGGUGUUCCUCCCAGUGCUAAUGCCCAUCAGCUUUUUAGAGGCUUCAGUUUUGUGGCCAGUAACCUGGGGCAGGAGCAAUCUAUAACAGAGACCAGGCAGAAUGCCAUCAAACCUAUAGUACAGCAACUCCACAGCAGCAGCAUCAAUUUCACCGAUGGCUAUGAGCUGAAGGAGGACAUUGGCAUUGGCUCAUACUCGGUGUGCAAGCGAUGCAUCCACAGGAUCACCAGCGUGGAAUAUGCCAUGAAAAUCAUUGACAGAGCUAAAAAAGACCCAUCAGAGGAGAUCGAGAUUCUGCUGCGGUAUGGACAGCACCCGAACAUCAUUACCCUGAAAGACGUCUACGAUGAUGGGAAGUGUGUGUACCUGGUCAUGGAGCUGAUGCGUGGAGGGGAGUUAUUGGACCGAAUCCUUCACCACAAGGGCUUCUCGGAGUGCGAGGCCUCUGCCGUGAUGUGCACCAUCACCAAGACCGUGGAGUACCUCCACUCACAGGGGGUCGUACACCGAGACCUGAAGCCAAGCAAUAUCCUGUAUGCGGAUGAGAACGGGGACCCUGAGUCGAUCCGGAUCUGUGACUUUGGCUUUGCCAAGCAGCUCCGAGCUGAAAAUGGCCUCCUCAUGACCCCUUGCUACACUGCUAACUUUGUGGCUCCUGAGGUUCUUAAGAAACAGGGUUAUGAUGCAGCGUGCGAUAUCUGGAGUCUGGGGAUCUUGCUCUACACCAUGCUCGCUGGAUUCACACCCUUUGCCAACAGCCCAGAUGACACCCCAGAGGAGAUCUUGGCCCGGAUUGGCAGUGGCAAAUAUUCUUUGACCGGGGGCAACUGGGAUAUCGUGUCUGAUGCUGCGAAGGACAUCGUAACUAAAAUGCUGCACGUGGACCCUCACCAGCGGCUGACCGCCCCACUGGUCCUCCGGCACCCCUGGAUUGUAAACCAUGAUCAGCUGUCCCAGGGUCAGCUCAUUCGACAGGAUGUGCAGCUGGUCAAGGGGGCAAUGGCUGCUACAUACUCUGCACUCAACCGAACGCCUCAGGCUCCAAAGCUCGAGCCCGUCCUCUCAUCCUGCCUGGCCAAGAGAAGAGGCAUGAGAAGACUGACGUCCACUUGCUUGUAGCUGGCCUCCCACCAAACAGUACCCCCUACAGGCUGUGAAGAUAUCUGUCCACUCACCAGUGGGAGAAGAAAGAGGCCAAUCAGCAGAGGAGAGUGAUCGAUGUGAUGGAGGAGGUGCACCAGAGGAGAAUUUCUCAACUGACUUCACUCCGCAGAUACACCUCAAGGAUCUCAGGGCCAGAUGGUUGCGAAUAUUAAUGCUGAAGGUAUUAAUAUUACAUCCAGAGCUCCCUCUGGAUUUUGCUGUGUUACCACUCUAAUGCCUCUGGAAGGCAUUUGGUUGGUGUGUCACAGUGAAGGGGUUUAGAUUAUGACACUGGCCAAGAGUACAGAUAUAACGUGCUUAUAAGGUUGGCUGAAAUCCUUGGCUGGAAAGGUUGACACUUCGUGUGAACCCACACCAAUUGAACCAUUUUGAGCUUACUGGGCUGGCAAUUUAGGGUACAACCACACACAUACAUAGUCUGACCAGCAAAAGAGAUUUCAGAAUAUGAAUAGAAAAUAUUUGAAUAAAUUUGUUCAUAAAACUACCUGGAUAGAAGCUCACUAUCCAAGCAAAUGGAAUUUAUUGGGCCAAAAUAGUUUAUCUGUCAGAUUUAAUCUACCAGUAGUAGACACAACAACCUCAAUGCUAAAAUGUGCUAUCACUGAAAGUGUUAUGCAGAUAUGCCAGCAUUUUUUACCUUUUUUCUUUUUUAUUAUUUUUGUCUAAUCAAUAAAAUGCAUGCAGUGUAAGUGGUUUUAUAAACAAAAAAGAAUAUGGUUGAAAGUGUACAUGCAUCUGACUUGCUGCAAUAAGCACAAUGAACAUUUUAAAUUGAAAAAAAUUUGAAUACUUUAUAUUUACCAUGUAAUUUUCAUUUCAUCUGUUUAUCCUCACUGCGUCUAAACCCUACACCAUGAAACACCAUGAAGAACUUGCUAAUUAACUAACUCAUAUAUAUAUA